ACCGUCCCAAUCCUCUUCUAUCACCGUCACGACCCAUCUUAUGAAUUUACCAACUUCGCCGGGACGCCUAUCCAAUGGGAUAACAACCGGUACCCGACCGCGGAGCACCUUUUCCAAGCUCACAAGUUCAUAGACACUCAGCCAGAACUAGCUGAACGAGUCCGCCACCUCCCCAGCGCCCGCGCUGCCCUCGAGGAAGCGGGGCGCUGUCGUAAAUUCCAGCGCACGGACUGGUAUGAUGUCAACGUGGGCGUCAUGGACGCGGUCUUGAGGCCAAGUUCACCCAGCAUUCGGAGUUGAGAGACAUGCUCCUUGGAACGGGUGAUGCCGAACUCAUUGAGGACAGUCCGGUCGACUCCUUCUGGGGAUGUGGACACGAUGGUCAAGGAAGGAACGAGCUCGGAAAGGCGCUCAUGCGGCUGCGCGACAAGAUGCGGCGUGAUCAUUCAAGUUUGGGAGCACCUGUGCAGUUAGUCUGUGUUAAAGCAUCUGCAGUACAGACAAAGAUUUCUCGUUCAUAUUCGUGUCUCUUUGAGUCCGGAGCUAUAGUAGCUGCCCGACGGGCUGCAACC
This is a messenger RNA of Fomitopsis serialis, 572 nucleotides long. RefSeq lists its product as uncharacterized. The transcript is spliced from 4 exons. NCBI's taxonomy places the organism in Eukaryota, Fungi, Basidiomycota, Agaricomycetes, Polyporales, Fomitopsidaceae. The annotation marks the transcript as partial. The record is from RefSeq and is a predicted model, not a curated record.